This is a messenger RNA of Phodopus roborovskii (desert hamster), 5798 nucleotides long. It is a transcript of the gene Sphkap, whose product is annotated as SPHK1 interactor, AKAP domain containing. Bases 54 to 5120 code for a protein of 1688 amino acids. The record is from RefSeq and is a predicted model, not a curated record. NCBI's taxonomy places the organism in Eukaryota, Metazoa, Chordata, Mammalia, Rodentia, Cricetidae. Gene Ontology annotation, cellular component: cytoplasm. The transcript has 11 exons. Gene Ontology annotation, molecular function: protein kinase A binding.
UGCUCUCUUUCUUUUGCAUCUGGGGCACACACAGCAAAGUGGAAUCACCACUGAUGCAUGAAGCUUUGGAACCUCAGCAGAGCAGUAACAGCGCAGCAGGCAACCUGGCUGGUUCCAUCACGGCCUGUAAGAAGGUUCUUCGCAGCAACAGCUUGCUGGAGUCCACGGACUACUGGUUGCAGAACCAGAGGACGCCUUGCCAGAUUGGGUUUGUGGACGACGAGUCUGAAAACUGUGCUUCGGUCUGUUUUGUGAAUCUGGAUGUAAACAAGGAUGCCUGCAGCACAGAGCACCUGCAGCAGAAACUGCUCAAUGUUUCACCAGACCUUCCAAAACUCAUCAGCUCUAUGAAUGUCCAACAACCGAAAGAAAAUGAAAUUGUCCUCUUAAGUGGGUUAGCCUCUGGGAACCUCCAGGCAGAUUUCGAUGUUUCACAGUGUCCUUGGCUGCCUGAUAUCUGCUUGGUACAAUGUGCAAGAGGAAACAGACCAAACAGUACCAACUGCAUCAUCUUUGAGAUCAACAAGUUCUUAAUUGGUCUGGAAGUAGUGCAGGAGCGCCAGCUCCACCUGGAGACCAAUGUUUUGAAGCUGGAGGAUGACACAAACUGUUCCCUGUCUUCAAUUGAAGAAGAUUUCCUUACUGCCUCUGAGCACUUGGAGGAAGAGAUCGAGGUGGAGGAAUACAGGAGUGGUUUUGAAACUAUAAACGUGUCAGCUAAUGUUUUGGAAGGUAAAAAGCCAAAGGAAGUGACCCAGGAAGGAUGGGAUUACCACAAGGAAAAGUCACAUUGUGCUUUAGGGGAAAAACACUUUAGAAAAUACCGUACACCUUCGAUGAAAACAGAAGGAUCAAAGGAAAACAUAGCAGAGAACAUAGCUUUGCAAAGUCUCAAUCCUUCAGCCAGGGCAUCCCGCUGGAAAAGUGAAGCAGCAGAGGGGAGCAAGCAGCUGGCUGCAAACCACUCCUACCCUGAAAACAUCAAAGGAGAAACUGAAACAUCUCAGAUGCUGUACAUCCCUAGGGACGCUUAUCUCUCCAUGAUUAAGAAAGAUGGGCUUUCAUUGUGUGGAGCUGUCACUGAGCAAGGCAGUAACCCCAGGGACCGUGGUGGCAUGCAAAACUCUCUUCUAGUUGUUCAAAAUGGAGAAGCCACCACAGGAGAGUAUGCUACAAACUUAGCAGAAUCAGUGCUGCAAGAUGCCUUCAUCAGAUUGUCUCAGGAGCAACCGAUACUCCCCGGGGAAUCGUCUGUCAGUUUCUCUGAGGGAAGUUCUCUGAUGCCUGGUGGCUGUUGUAGAAGAGAUAUGGUGGUCCCUCGUUCAUGGGAUGAGCUCCCCAAAAUUGUCAUUGUGCAGAGCCCAGACGGCAGUGACACUGCCCCAGAACCAUGUGUCUCCUCCUGGCCUGAGAUGGAAGUUUCUGUUGAAACCUCAGGCAUCUUUUCCGGAGACAGCACCAGCAGAUCCACUCAGAGUACCCUAGAAGUUGCACUAGCUUGUGCAGCCACUGUCAUUGGAACCAUUUCCAGUCCACAGGCCACAGAGAGACUCGCCAUGGAGCAGGAAUCCCUGAUAUCCAGCCAUGCCCAGAGAGGCAGUGAGGUUCAGCAAACUCGAGUGCCCCAAGAGCCUUCUAUAACUGAAUACUCCUUCCCAUCGGCUCUGUGUGGCAUGACACAGGUGGCAAGUGCUGUCGCUGUCUGUGGCCUAGGUGAAAGAGAAGAGAUGACAUGUGCUAUAGCUCCAAGGGACCUCUUGCCCACAUCUGGAGUUGCUAAAGAAACAUCCUCGAUUGGUGGUUUAGCAACAGAGAGGAGCACAGAGCUGGGUAAGGAAGCCAUUGCAGGGGCUCUGCUCAGGGAGGCUGCUCGGGUUUUAGCACGGCCUGAUGCAUACAGUAGCAUUGGAGACCUCUUGGACUCUGUGAACAGGAGCAUCAUAGAAAGCACUUCCGAAACCCAAACCCUGUGCAAAGAAAACAUUCAAAGGAAUGAACUGGCACAGACCUUGUCCAAUGUCAUCCUCAAACAUUCCAUUGAUGAAGUUCACCAGAGAAGUGCAAUGGCUCAGCCUGCUGAUGAAAGGCAUCCCUAUGGAACUCUGGACACCUUAAUGGAAAGUGUGAACCAGCUGCUCCACAAUGUGAUCUGCUUCACGUUUAAAAAGAUGCAUCACGUUGUCACGCUUAGUGAACAUCCCACUGACGUUUCUAAAGAAACCAUCAGGUGGACAGAGUCGGAACCCUUGGGCUGCCAGUCAUUUGAUGAUCAGGUUGCUGGUCAAGCAUGGGCAAAAGCCUCAGCAUGCUCCAGCAGUCAUGCUCCUAGCAAUGCACAUGGCACUGGUCUUGUCAUCAGUGAUCUUGAGAAUGCAGCUCCCAAGCAAAACAAGGGUGGAAUAAGGCUGGGACUGUUCAAUAACCCCAGGAUGCAAUCUGAAUCCUCAUUCAGUCACAGAAUGCUUGAUUCAACUGCUAAAACAUCCCCCAAAGACAUAUAUCUGAAAGGGAUUGUGGGAGAGGAUUCAAAGGCCCCUCACCACACGUUCAGUUAUGAUGGCAAUGAACAGAGAGCAUCUAUAGAAAUAGGAAAGCUGCCCAAAACAAGCAAGUGCUGCAGUGGCUCCCAGGAAACUGAAAGCAGCAUCCUCCCAAACACCCAAGAGAAAUACACUUGUGUCACACCCAUAAACAACGAAGUUCAAGUCAGCCGAUCCUUAUUAGGGGAUGACCUGGUGUUUCCUGCUCAAUCUACACUACAGGAAAAGCAGUCUGAGGUCUACUGCAUCGCAGACUUCGCCGAAGAAUUGGCAGAGACUGUUGUCUCCAUGGCAACCGAAAUUGCAGCAAUCUGCCUUGACAACUCCAAUGGAAAACAGCCAUGGUUUUGUGCUUGGAAAAGAGGGAACGAGUUUCUGGUGGCGCCUAAUGGAUCCUGCCGAUCCUUGAAGAGGAAGAAGGAAAACUCAGGUGGUGGAAGCACUGUGAGGAAACACAAGCCACCUCGCCUCAGCGAAAUCAAGAGAAAAACAGAUGAGCAUCCUGAGCUGAAAGAGAAGCUGAUGAACAGAGUCAUGGAUGAGUCAAUGAACCUGGAAGACACUCCUGAUUCCGUCAGUACUUUUGCAAAUGAAGUGGCAGCCAAGAUCAUGAACCUAACGGAGUUCUCCAUGGUGGAUGGUGUGUGGCAAGCCCAGAGUUGUUCCCGGAAUCGGUUUCUAGGUGGUGAUAGGUGGAGCAGGCUGAAGGCCUCCAGCUGCGAAAGCAUCCCAGAGGAGGACUCUGAUGCCAGGGUCUAUGUAAACAGCCUGGGUUUAAUGAAUACCUUAAGCCAGCCAGUUAGUAGGGCCAGCUCAGUCUCCAAGCAGUCCAGCUGUGAGAGUAUCACCGACGAGUUUUCCAGGUUCAUGGUGAAACAGAUGGAAAAUGAAGGGAGAGGGUUUGAGUUACUGCUGGAUUACUACGCUGGCAAAAAUGCCAGCAGUAUUCUGAGCUCAGCAGUGAUGCAGGCAUGCCAGAAAAAUGACCGCCUCAAUGUGAGGCCGAGCUGCCCCUCUAAGCAGUCUAGCACAGAGAGCAUCACAGAGGAGUUCUACAGGUACAUGCUGAGGGACAUUGCCAAAGAAGGCAGAGAUGGUACCUCCUCCAGACGAAGCAGCCAAGACUGGUCCACGGGCUUGCUGUCUCCUUCUGCCCGCUCCCCGCUGUGUUACAGACAGUCAUCUAUGCCUGACAGCAGGUCCCCAUGCUCCAGAUUAGCAGUAAAUGUGCCAGUCAAAGCCAACUCCUUAGACGGCUUUGCCCAAAACUGCCCUCAAGAUUCGCUAAACGUACAGCCAGUCAAUAGGGCUUCCUCAUCUGGUCUCUGCAAAUCAGACUCUUGCUUGUAUCGCAGAAGUGGCACUGACCAGAUCACAAACAUGCUAAUCCAUGAAACAUGGGCUAGCUCCAUUGAGGCUCUCAUGAGGAAGAACAAGAUUAUUGUGGAUGAUGGCGAGGCAGCUGGUGUCAGUCCUGGUCCUGUUUCCAGUGGCUCUCCUUUGCAAGUAGAGAAGUGUACAAACAUAUUAGCCACCAACAGAGGACACAGGGCACCAACUCUGCUUGUACAGGAGUCUGUGGAUUCUCAGAGAAAGGAUGUUGUUCCUGGGAGCAAUUGUUCCUCAGUGUCAUCUCCAAGCAAUACAGCUCCUGUUACAAAACUCAGUGGUUUUGAUGCUGGAAGAGAAACUUCCUCAUGCCACAAUGCCAUUGUUCUCAAAAACCCCAGGCAGACACUUAACUCAAGGGAUGUACCUUUGAUUCAGAUAGAGACAGAUCAGAAAGAAGAGGGCCUUGGAGAACAUGAACCUAUCCUUCCCCAAAGUGGCUCCCUAGAAGAAACAGAUGGGCACCAACCUGAAGAAAACAUCCCAAAUGUGGCCAGAAGUGGAGACACAAACCUGAGAACCUGCCAAAGCUGUUGCGACAGCCUCGAGAACAGAGAGGAACCAGAAGCCGAAGUCUUGAAAGAAGCCAGACCCACGGACGAGCCCCCCAACCCUCCGAGUAGCAGUGAGGAGAGUACAGGCAGCUGGUCCCAGCUGGCCAAUGAGGAAGACAACCCAGAUGACACAAGUAGCUUUCUGCAGCUCAGCGAGCGGUCCAUGAGCAAUGGCAACAGUAGUGCCACUAGCAGUCUUGGCAUUAUGGACCUGGACAUUUAUCAGGAAAGCAUAUCAUCUUCUCCCAUGAUUAAUGAAUUAGUAGAAGAAAAGGAGAAUCUUAAAGAGCAACCAGAAAGCGUCAAGGAACAUGCCUCUGGACUGUCAGCGAGAGCAGCCAGUCCCCAGAGGAGCCUUCUGGUGAUCAACUUUGACCUGGAGCCAGAGUGUCCUGAUGCUGAGCUCCGAGCCACCCUUCAGUGGAUAGCUGCCUCAGAACUCGGGAUCCCCACAAUCUACUUCAAGAAAUCUCAGGAAAGCAGAAUUGAAAAGUUUCUAGAUGUUGUGAAGCUUGUUCAUCAGAAGUCCUGGAAGGUGGGGGAUAUAUUUCAUGCAGUUGUCCAGUACUGCAAAAUGCAUGCAGAGAAGAAAGAGGGGACUCCGAGUCUCUUUGACUGGCUCCUGGAACUGGGAUAAGUCAGGUACACCCCACAAAGGCUUUCCUUCCUUUAUCCCAGCUUAGGUUACAGUCGUUUGCGCUAAAUGCUCCGAACUUCCUCGAUAUACUGCAUCCCAUUAGCAGAACUAUUUAAAAAUCUGCUCCAGUACCACAGAAUAGGAACAAGUCUGAGAGAUUGUGAAAUAUAGGUCUGUACUAAUCAAUAUCACCAUGGUUUCGUCCAAAAGAGCUUAUAUAGAAUGGCUUCAAAGAAGGAUACUUCAGUGGAGUCCAAAUAGGAAAGUUUAUAACAAACCCCUCCUCCAGGAAAACUAAACUCACACGUAUGUCACAAUAUAGAGUGAUCUGUAAUGUCUCCAGCUAUGUGAAUCAAAUAGAGACAAAGUCAUCAGGUCACAAUAAUUCUAAAAAUUAUGCUAAAACCUUCAUCAUACUUUACUUAGCAGGUACAGGGGUUGUUCUUCCAAGGAAAUGCUUGGGAUAUAGUUGAAAGCUUCCAUGCCUUUAUGUGAAAGAUUUCCACUCUCAGACAAGUAUCAGUGAGUAUUAACACACAUGCAACAGUGUUGACAGAAUCCACAUGAGGUGAUUUCAUUUAAUUGCAGAGGCUGUUAAGUAUGACCCCUCCCCCAUAUCAUCCCUGAGCUUCUCAAAAGACUACUGUCAUUCAAUGAAGGGUGUCAAUUAUCAUUCAA